Mauremys mutica (yellowpond turtle) is the source of this 1585-nucleotide messenger RNA. It is a transcript of the gene DORIP1, whose product is annotated as chromosome 4 C14orf28 homolog. The transcript is spliced from 6 exons. Lineage: Eukaryota; Metazoa; Chordata; Testudines; Geoemydidae. Bases 85 to 1236 code for a protein of 383 amino acids. The record is from RefSeq and is a predicted model, not a curated record.
UGAUCCUUCCCCCUGCCCUGCCUCCACUGGGCCGGGUGGCUGCUGCCCUGAUGGCCCCUUCCCUGUGCCUGAUCCUCUCCGCUGAUGAACUCUGCAAGAGGUGACCUUGCCCUGGCUCUGGGGCAGAGCCCAGGGCCAUCCCAUGGGUCCAGCUCUGCAGGGCGCCUCUCGUUCGAGUCACAGCCUAGCCUGGCAGCGCCCCUGCGAAUGGGAGGCGCACACCUGUUGCCGACGGGCGCUGGUGGUGAGAGCUGGGAAAGGAUGAAGACACUGUUUGAGGAGAUCAAAGCAUCAAUUAAAAAUAAUUAUGAUCCAGAUCGCUCAUUUUGGAGGCCUGUGCUCCCUUGGGGAGGGGUUUUUACUAUCAAAGCCGGCCGGAAAGCUGUAUCUUGCACACCACUUUAUGUUGAAAUAAAUCUGAAAAAUACUUGCACUAUAGAUGGAUUCUUGAUGUUGUUGUAUGUCAUUCUGCAUGAAAAUGAACACUUCCCCAAGGAGCUCUCCCUUCAUUUAGGUAGAGAGUUUGUCGACUACUUUCUUUACUUAAUGGACUCCUAUAAUUUUACAACGGUGAAGCUGCUUUGGAUUUGGGACAAGAUGGAGAAGCGACAGUAUAAAUCUGAAGUUCACAAAGCUUCACUGGAAAUCGAUUUAUUUGGAAAUGAGCACGAUAACUUUACAAAGAAUCUAGAAAGUCUCAUGUCUACCAUUCAAGAGAGCUACUGUUCAAAUUCAAGUUGUCCAACUCGUAUGCAGGAAGAUCUGCAGAGAACAAUUAACAUAAAUCCUCCCCAAGAAAUUCCUCAUGGAGACUUGAUUCAGCGGGCAGUAGAUGAAUUAUUCUGUUCCAAGAUAGAGCUGUGUGAACAGUAUGGGUGUGAUGGGUUAAGAGAGUUCACGCAGAGAGUUUUCUACCAUGGGGCACCACCUUUUGUUGUUUUAAAUAUGCAGCAAUGGAAGCCAGAAGAACUGGCAUACGUACCAUAUCAUUUGGAUUUAUCUGAUCACAACAUGCCUGACCAGGAGACCGUGAAGGGUGAUGUGACUGUCAUAGAGGAGCAAGGAAGGAGACUGAGCUCCCCCUUCCCUAUUUACCCACAAGAUUCACAACCGAGCCCCCCAGGUACUUAUUGGAAGGUGCCACAUUGUUUAAUAAAGAGGAGCAUCAUUAUUCUGCAGCUUUCCAGAUUGAUGGGUAUUGGAUACACUAUGAUGGCCUCAGAAAUGUCAACUUAAUUUUGUUAAAUAAACCCCCAGAAUUUCUUCUUUUGUCAUCUCUAGUUUAUAUUAGAGCAGCAGAGAAUAAAUGACAUAUCUAGACUAUGGAUACAAAGUUAAAUCACGUUCCCUUCUCUGCCACCAAUGCUGGCCCAUCCCAAAUGGAGGUCUAUAUUUUAUGUAUACUUGGUAUCCAAGAAAAGAGUAGAACUACAGUAGUUCUGGUAUUGUAUCAUCCAAUGCUUACUAUAGGUAAAAAAUUGAAAUUGGAAACACUAUGCAAUUUUUUAAAACAUUUAUUGAGCUAUUUUUAUACAGGCAAAUUUUUAUGCUACAAUAAAAAAGCAAAAACCAAGAAUGGUUGUAU